This is a messenger RNA of Cariama cristata (Red-legged seriema), 161 nucleotides long. It is a transcript of the gene CENPX, whose product is annotated as stimulated by retinoic acid 13. NCBI's taxonomy places the organism in Eukaryota, Metazoa, Chordata, Aves, Cariamiformes, Cariamidae. The transcript has 2 exons. The record is from RefSeq and is a predicted model, not a curated record. The annotation marks the transcript as partial.
AAGCAGCAGCGCGGGCAGCACGGCAGGCUCAAGCGGAGGACCUAGAGAAAGUGGAUAUCGAGCAUGUGGAGAAAGUGCUGCCACAGCUGAUUUCAAGUCCUCAUCUUUCCCCCCAUUCUGACUCCUACGGACAUGCAGGACUCUUAAAGCUGCUGGCCUAG